UCCUUUACCCUACCACCCCUUCCACUCUGAGGUGCUUUUCUUUUCUGCCCUCUUUUCCUUCUUGCUUUUCUCGCCGAUUCCCUUCUCUGUUUUCCUCUCUAUUGAUUCCCCCAAUACCUCUUGUUUUUUUUUCAUCGGCGUUUUUCCUCGUUUCACUGAUCGCGAGAUCUCUCUCUGAGAUUGGACCGAAGACGAUCCGAGAAAAUGGCGGAAGAACAUAGAUGCCAAGCUCCGCGCCUCUGCGCCAACAACUGCGGCUUCUUCGGCAGUCCUGCGACGCAAAAUUUAUGUUCCAAAUGCUACAGGGAUUUGCAGCUCAAGGAGCAGCAGUCCUCUUCGGCCAAGCUGGUUCUCAAUCAAUCCAUAGUCCCUCAGCCGUCCACAGCGGAGAAAUCGGAAUCGUCUUCGUCCUUGCUGGAACCGGCCGCCGAUAUUUCGCCUGCAGUUGAUCCGGUGCGUGCUGCGGAGGAGCCGAAGGGGGCGACGCCGGCUCAGCCGAACAGGUGCAUGACGUGCAGGCGGCGCGUGGGGCUCACAGGGUUUAAGUGCCGGUGCGGGUCGACGUACUGCGGGUCCCACCGCUACCCGGAACAGCACGGGUGCGAGUUCGACUUCAAGACGAUGGGCCGGGAGCAGAUCGCAAAGGCCAAUCCAAUAGUGAGAGCCGAUAAACUCGAAAAGAUCUGAGGAUGAAGGGUGUUACGGUCAGUUCGCGUUUGUGAUUAUUUUAUUUGGAAAAAAGUAUUCGGGUCUGAAAUUUGGGUCGGUCAUCGGAUCAGUAGUGGUUGGAGGGUCAUGCUUGGGGCGCCGUUGGCGGUCGGGUGGUGGUGGGUUGGGGAGCAUUAUUUCAAAAGCGGUUGAGUGAUGAUGUAAAUUUGAAUGAAUGAAUUAAUAAAUGUUCAAUUAAAUA
Prosopis cineraria is the source of this 910-nucleotide messenger RNA. Its product is annotated as zinc finger A20 and AN1 domain-containing stress-associated protein 3-like. Gene Ontology annotation, molecular function: zinc ion binding; DNA binding. The record is from RefSeq and is a predicted model, not a curated record. The transcript is spliced from 2 exons. NCBI's taxonomy places the organism in Eukaryota, Viridiplantae, Streptophyta, Magnoliopsida, Fabales, Fabaceae. The coding region runs from base 205 to 687 and encodes 160 amino acids.